This is a messenger RNA of Manihot esculenta (cassava), 2038 nucleotides long. Its product is annotated as eukaryotic translation initiation factor 3 subunit L. Gene Ontology annotation, cellular component: eukaryotic translation initiation factor 3 complex; cytoplasm. Gene Ontology annotation, biological process: translational initiation. Bases 114 to 1688 code for a protein of 524 amino acids. The transcript has 8 exons. Gene Ontology annotation, molecular function: translation initiation factor activity. The record is from RefSeq and is a predicted model, not a curated record. Lineage: Eukaryota; Viridiplantae; Streptophyta; Magnoliopsida; Malpighiales; Euphorbiaceae.
CCUCGAAAAAUCCAACAGAUUUGCUGUGUCCUUCACUAAACCCUAACCUCUCUUCGCACACUCGUCUCGCUCAACUCACACUUCCCAUCUGCCCUUUGCUCCUCUGUUCUACCAUGGCAACCGGCUACGACUACGACGACGCCACUGCCGUCAAUUACGAUGACCAGGGGGGUCCUCAACGUCAAGACCUAGGCUACGACCCCAAUUUCGUCCCAGAUUCGGUGAAAUCCUUCGUCGUGCAUCUUUACCGCCACAUUAGGGAGAAGAAUGUGUACGAGAUCCACCAGAUGUAUGAGACCUCGUUCCAGACCUUAUCGGAGCGUCUCUUCAAGGAAACUCCAUGGCCUUCUGUUGACGCCGUCGCGCACUACGUCGACAAUGAUCACGUUUUCUGCCUCCUCUACCGCGAGAUGUGGUUCCGCCACUUAUACGCUCGCCUCUCGCCUACUCUUAAGCAGAGGAUCGAUAGCUGGGAUAACUAUUGCAGCCUUUUCCAGGUAGUGUUGCACGGCGUAGUCAAUAUGCAGUUACCGAACCAGUGGCUGUGGGAUAUGGUGGAUGAAUUUGUUUACCAGUUUCAGAGCUUUUGUCAGUAUAGAGCUAAGAUGAAGAACAAGACUGAGCAAGAAAUUGCGCUUUUAAGACAACAUGAUCAGGCUUGGAAUGUAUAUGGAGUGCUCAACUUCUUGCAAGCACUUGUAGAGAAGUCGAUGAUCAUUCAGAUUUUGGAGCACGAAAAGCAAGGACUUGAACAGUUUACUGCCACAGAUGGUUAUGAUUAUAAUGGUGGGAGUAAUGUCUUGAAGGUGCUAGGGUAUUUCAGCAUGGUUGGUUUGCUGCGAGUUCAUUGCCUUUUGGGUGACUAUCAUACUGGCCUGAAGUGCUUACUUCCCAUUGACAUUAGUCAACAAGGUGUUUACACCAGUGUUAUUGGAAGCCACAUAACUACCAUAUAUCAUUAUGGAUUUGCCAAUCUUAUGUUGCGCAGGUAUGUGGAUGCUAUUCGCGAGUUCAAUAAAAUUCUGUUGUACAUUUACAAGACCAAGCAGUAUCAUCAGAAAUCUCCACAAUAUGAGCAGAUACUUAAGAAGAAUGAACAGAUGUAUGCCUUGCUGGCAAUUUGUCUUUCGCUUUGCCCCCAAGUAAAGCUUGUUGAGGAAACAGUGAAUUCUCAAUUGCGGGAAAAGUAUGGUGAAAAGAUGAUUAGGAUGCAAAGAUAUGAUGAUGAGGCAUUUGCUAUUUAUGAUGAACUUUUCUCAUAUGCAUGCCCUAAGUUCAUUACGCCCUCAGCUCCAAGUUUUGAGGAGCCUCUUAUAAAUUACAACCAGGAUGCAUACAGAUUGCAGUUGAAGCUAUUUCUUUAUGAAGUGAAGCAGCAACAGUUGUUAUCAGGUGUUCGGACCUUUUUAAAGGUGUAUUCAACCAUAUCCCUUGCAAAGCUUGCUAAUUACAUGGAAGUGGAUGAACCCACACUAAGGACUAUCUUGAUGACAUAUAAACACAAGACUCACGCUGUUGAUUCCGAGGGAAAGAUAAUCUCUAAUGCUGAUGUUGAUUUCUACAUUGAUGAUGACAUGAUUCACGUAAUUGAAUCAAAACCACUGAAGCGGUAUGGUGAUUACUUUUUGCGUCAAAUUGUCAAGCUUGAAGGGGUGAUAAAUGAUAUGGAUCGGAUAAAGCUGGAGUGAGGCAUUGAACUUACUAGAAUUUGAUCCCUGCGGCAACGAUUUUGCUUUAAGAUUAUCAUUUUCCUGCAUAUUCUUUUUGGAAUUAGAGCAACAUGGUUAGCUUUGGAAUGCAAUUUUCCCCAUAUUCUGCCAUGUAGGAUAAUUAAUUUAUUCGGAAUGCUGUACACUUGAAGGUUUGUGACUGAAAAGAUAGCUCUUUUGAAAAAAAAAAUGCCAUCCAGAUGUGUAUUGUUAGCAUGCAUUUUUAAUUGGAUUGGUGGUGAGCGUGCCAAGUGAGUCUAUGAAAUAUUAGUAACUAACAAUUUAGUAAUGAAUUUAGCCUUAAUUUGUGCUAUUAUUAUUGGUUUUUA